Propithecus coquereli (Coquerel's sifaka) is the source of this 1110-nucleotide messenger RNA. It is a transcript of the gene FAM187B, whose product is annotated as family with sequence similarity 187, member B. The coding region runs from base 1 to 1110 and encodes 369 amino acids. The transcript is spliced from 2 exons. The record is from RefSeq and is a predicted model, not a curated record. NCBI's taxonomy places the organism in Eukaryota, Metazoa, Chordata, Mammalia, Primates, Indriidae.
AUGCUGACCACCCUGGGGCUGCUGCUCAGCUUUGCUGUCCCAGUGCUGGGGGUCUACCUUUCCAUUAGCUGUCCCGGAGGCAAGCAAUGCCAACGGGCCCUGCUCUCAGGGAAUGACAUCCUGCUGCACUGCAACUCCUCAGGGGCACGCUGGCAUUACUUCCUCGCACACAGCUGGGACCAGCCGCCUUCCAAGGUCUCCGGUUUUUCCAAUAUAGAAAUAACGCCCAAGGGCAGCCUCAUCAUUAGAGAGCCGUUGCCCUCCCAGACGGGGGUCUACUGCUGCCUGAACGAGAAUGGCACCCAAGUGGUGCAGUACGAGAUUGACUUCCAGGACGUCGCCACGCUGCACAUAACACACACGGGCCUGGGGCAACAGCCUCUGCAGAAUGAGACCCUAUACCCGGACGGCAAGGAGCUCAUCUUCACCCGCUGGGAGCCCUGGCAGGACUGUAACCGCUGCGGGGGGCCGGGCGAGCGUAAACGCCUGGGGUACUGCUACGUCGGGGAGCCCCUGGAGGAGCCCACGCCCUGCUGGCUCUAUCUGAAAGAGGUGGAGGUGUGGUCCAGCCGCAUGCGGCCUGAGCUGCAGGUGGAGGCCUGCGACACCCCGUGCUUUGACGGUGAACCACUGGGGGUGGGUUACAUCACCUUCGACGACUUCCAGCUCAAGGAGGAGUCAGAGUCUGUGUGGCUCUCCUGCCCCUUAGCAUCCAUCUACAGGCCGGUCAUCUGGGAAGCUGACGAGACGCCCCUGACGUGGCAGCGGCAGCUCUCGGGCCGGGCCGACGACACCUUCCUGGACCCCUCCACCGGCGGCAGGCAGCUGCAGGUUUUCCAGCCGGCCGUUUACAGGUGCUUCGUGCAGCAGGAGCUCAUGGCCCAGUUCAACCCCAGGCCCGGCCCCGAGGUACUGGAGGCCCAGGAGGAAGAGAGCGAGGCGCAGCCGCGGGAGGCCGGGGGAGGCCGGCGGAGGAGGGCACACCCUGUCCUCACGGGCCUGAAGCUGGCACUGCUCGCGGGCGCCGUGCUGGCCCUGGCCGGGCUGCUGCUCAGGUGCCGCCGCCCUUCCCGGGGCUCGAGAAGAGACUGGGUGGUGCUGGUGAAAUAA